This is a messenger RNA of Dendrobium catenatum, 2509 nucleotides long. RefSeq names its product protein ESMERALDA 1. NCBI's taxonomy places the organism in Eukaryota, Viridiplantae, Streptophyta, Magnoliopsida, Asparagales, Orchidaceae. The coding region runs from base 214 to 1959 and encodes 581 amino acids. The transcript is spliced from 10 exons. The record is from RefSeq and is a predicted model, not a curated record.
GUGUUCAGGGUCUAAAAAGAAAGCUCAAGAGUCGUCCCCGGGUGGAGAACAUCGCCUCACGUGCGCCGCAACCAACCUGCGGUCAUCGCGCCCCUCAGCUUUCUGCUUCUUCCCCGACUUUCUCCGUGCCCAAGGAAAUCACAAGUCGACGAAAUAGAGGGGUGAGAAACGAGGACAGCAAAGAAGGGAGCAUCGAUUGUCGGGGUCAAGAUUAUGAUGCCGAACCAGGCGUACAUCCGUGUGGGGAGCAUCGGCAGCGGCGGUGGCAGCGCCGCGGUUGCGAAUGGCGGAAGCGGGACACCGUCGCCGCCGGCUUCGCCGAGGAGGUCUCCGAGGAUGCACCGGCGGGGGGCGAAGGAUGGCGGCGGAUUUGGCGGUCGGAGGUUACCGCCGGGGGCGCCACGGACGCUUGCACAGAAGUUGGCGUGGAUGCUGCUCUCUCUUCUCCUCCGGCGCCAGGCCAUAUUCCUCUUCGCGCCACUGAUAUACGUAUCCGGGAUGCUCCUCUACAUGGGCACCGUCUCGCUCGACGGCGUUCCUGCGAUCAUCUCCCGACCCGCCCCUGGCUCACUUUACAGGAGCCCUCAGCUCUAUGAACGCCUCCGCGCUGACAUGGACGCCGAUAACUCAUCCGACGGGCUGGCAAAUGUCUGGAAACAUGCUAACAGAGGUGAUGGUUGGAGACCCUGUAUAAACAUGAACACAAGUGGUUUGUCUGAAUCUAAUGGUUACAUAUAUGUUGAAGCAAAUGGUGGCUUGAAUCAACAGCGCACAUCGAUAUGCAAUGCAGUGGCGGUGGCUGGCUACCUUAAUGCUACGCUUCUAAUCCCAAAUUUCCAUUAUCACAGUAUUUGGAGAGAUCCUAGCAAGUUCAAUGAUAUAUAUGAUAAAAACUACUUCAUUACAACUUUGCAAAGUGAUGUACGAGUGGUUGAUAAAAUUCCAGAAUAUAUAAUGGAAAGGUUUGGCCAUAAUAUGAGCAAUGUUUACAACUUCAGGAUAAAAGCUUGGUCUUCCAUUCGAUAUUACAGGGAUGUUGUUCUACCGAAGUUAAUUGAAGAAAGGUUUAUAAGAAUUUCUCCUUUUGCAAAUCGGCUGUCAUUUGAUGUCCCACCUGCAGUUCAAAGGCUAAGAUGUUUGGCAAAUUUUGAGGCCUUAAGGUUUUCAAAUCCCAUUGAAAGUUUGGCUGAAACGCUUGUUUCUCGAAUGAAAGAAAGGAGCAUAGAUAAUGGUGGAAAAUACAUUGCAGUUCACCUGCGCUUUGAAGAAGAUAUGGUUGCUUUCUCAUGUUGUAUAUUUGAUGGCGGGGAGGAGGAGAGGCAAGACAUGAUCGCAGCAAGGGAAAGAGGUUGGAGAGGAAAAUUUACUAAACCUGGGCGUGUCAUUCGGCCUGGUGUUAUUAGAACAAAUGGAAAAUGCCCCCUCACACCUUUGGAGGUUGGACUGAUGCUUCGAGGCAUGGGAUUCAGUAACAACACAUUGAUUUAUCUGGCCUCUGGAAAGAUUUACAGGGCAGAAAAGACCAUGCGUCCUCUUCUUGAAAUGUUUCCUCUUUUGCAAACAAAGGAGACAUUGGCAUCAGCUGAAGAGCUUGCUCCCUUUAAGAAUUAUUCCUCUAGGAUGGCUGCGCUAGACUACACUGUUUGUCUCCACAGUGAGGUGUUUGUUACGACUCAAGGUGGAAAUUUUCCACAUUUUCUGAUUGGCCACCGGAGAUAUCUAUAUGCCGGGCAUUCCAAGACUAUUAAACCUGAUAAAAGAAAGCUAGCACAGUUAUUUGCUAAUCCUAAUAUCAGAUGGAAAAGUCUGAAGCGUCAAUUACUAAGCAUGCGAUCUCAUAGCGAUUCCAAGGGUAUAGAGAUCAAAAGACCAAAUGAUUCUAUAUACAGUUUUCCAUGCCCAGACUGCAUGUGUCGCUCAAAUAAUACAGAAGUUUCAAAAUCCUUGCCCGCCCGAUGAUUCAGGAAAAAUUUUUGGUCCUUUCAUACUUCGUGAUUCACUUGAUUUAUGAAUUGAUCUGGCACACUCAUUCUUUGAUUGGCAUCUGUUGGAGAUUACCCUCUCGUUCUUUGGGAAUCUUGCAGGCUCCUGCAGAGAGCACAUUGCUCGUAUUCUUUUUAGUGUGGGAUAAUUGCAUCCCUUUGUACAGUCUACUACAUCAAGAGAGGAUGGCUAUAACUGGAAGCUCACUGAGCUUGCUCUGCAUUGAAAUUCAUAUAUCUGCCUCCUCAGUUUUGACCAAAUAUCUGGUAGCUUGUAUAUGAAUUGAUUUUUUAUUUUUUUUGGGUUCAUUAUAUACGAAAUGGUUGCAGAUUUCAGGUAGAAAGAAUAGGGCAUUUUUUAGCUUUUUGUGGAGCUGAGCUUUUGUCUGUUGUAUUUGUUCAUGCUCCCAUUGAAGUUUUGUAUUGGUUAAUGCUGUUGAAGCGAGCCUUAUCUUGUCUAUUUCUUUAUCCUGAUCAAAUGGCCAUGCCAGAUUUGCUAAUUGAGGGAAGCUUAUAUUGCAGUGUUC